Cricetulus griseus (Chinese hamster) is the source of this 945-nucleotide messenger RNA. The record is from RefSeq and is a predicted model, not a curated record. Lineage: Eukaryota; Metazoa; Chordata; Mammalia; Rodentia; Cricetidae.
AUGAGCUGUGUCAGAAGGAAUAACCAGAGCAGCACAUCUGAGUUCAUCCUGCUGGGGCUCCCCAUUUGGCCACAGCACCAAGACAUGUACUCAGCCCUGUUCCUGGCCAUGUACCUGGCCACAGUGUUGGGGAACCUGCUCAUCAUCCUGCUCAUCAGGCUGGACUCUCACCUCCACACCCCCAUGUACUUCUUCCUCAGCCACUUGGCCUUCACAGACAUCUCUUUCUCAUCAGUCACAGCCCCAAAGAUGCUCAUGAACAUGCUGACGCACACUCAGUCCAUCUCAUAUGCUGGGUGCGUCUCCCAGGUGUAUUUUUUCCUAUUUUUUGGAGAUCUUGACAGCUUCCUUCUCACCUCCAUGGCCUAUGACAGGUAUGUGGCCAUCUGUCACCCUCUGCACUAUACCACCAUCAUGAGUCAGAACCUCUGUAUCCUACUAGUGGUUGUGUCCUGGGUCUUGUCCUUUGUCAGUGCCCUUGUGCACACCCUCCUGCUUGUCCGCCUCUCUUUCUGUGGGGACAAUACAAUCCCCCACUUCUUCUGUGACCUUUCUGCCUUGCUUAAACUGUCUAGCUCAGACACCACCAUCAAUGACCUGGUUAUCGUCACUGUGGGAGUGGUUAUCAUAACUGUGCCAUUGAUAUGCAUUCUGGUCUCUUAUGGCCAUAUUGGAGCCACCAUCCUGAGAACGCCCUCAACCAAGGGAAUCUGCAAAGCCUUGUCUACAUGUGGCUCUCACCUCUGUGUAGUUUCUUUGUACUAUGGAGCCAUUAUUGGUCUAUAUUUUUUCCCCUCCUCCAGUAACACUAAUGGCAAGGAUGUCAUUGUGUCUGUGUUGUACACUGUGGUCACACCCAUGCUGAAUCCCUUUAUAUACAGUCUGAGGAAUCGGGACAUGAAAGGAGCACUGAGAAACACCCUCAGCAGGACAGUGUGCUCAUAG